Talaromyces proteolyticus is the source of this 1439-nucleotide messenger RNA. RefSeq lists its product as uncharacterized. Bases 243 to 1289 code for a protein of 348 amino acids. The transcript has 7 exons. The record is from RefSeq and is a predicted model, not a curated record. NCBI's taxonomy places the organism in Eukaryota, Fungi, Ascomycota, Eurotiomycetes, Eurotiales, Trichocomaceae. Gene Ontology annotation, molecular function: protein binding.
UUCCAAGCUAGCCGGUUCUGGUGGGAGAUUGGAAUUAAAAUCUUCUCUAAUCUACUGAUUACAAUAGAAUAAAUGCAAAUGCGGCUCGUCUCCAUUCAAAUUCGCCUGCUCUUCACCAGCUUCGGCUCCGCUGGUCACUUUCUCCUUCCCGCAGCUUCAAAAAUUAAAUAACCGACAAGAACGCGACAGCAAGUAAUAGCGAACGCGACCACCUAGAGCCUUUUGAUAUAAAAGAUUCAGAUAUGAAGGACCGAAACGGCUGGGACGGAAAGCUUCGAGUCGAUGAUGCCGCAGAUCGUCGAGCCGUCAUAACAAACCCGGAAGCUCUGGAAGACCCCGAUUACUCGGACGAUGAAGCUCCGCCGGCUGAGGAGAUCAAUGCUGAUGAAGAUAUUCUCGACGAUGAGGAUCCCGAAGUCAAAGACAUAGAUCUCGUUCACUGUAGAAUAUCCUCCAUUCCCGCCCUAAAACUCGAAAGAUUCGCCAAACUUGAGAAAUUAUGCCUUCGCCAAAACCAGAUUACCCGCAUCGAUUUUCCUGCUACCCUCGGUGCCACCCUCAAAGAGCUAGAUCUAUAUGAUAACCUUAUUGGUCAUAUCAAGGGCCUCGAUGAAUUCACAAACCUAACAAGCUUGGACUUGAGCUUCAACCGGAUCAAACAUAUCAAAAACAUAUCACACUUGAAAGAAUUAACCGACAUCUAUUUCGUCCAGAAUAAGAUAUCGAUUAUUGAAGGGUUGGAUGAGUUAGUUCAUUUGAGAAACCUGGAGCUAGGUGCGAAUCGGAUUAGAGAAAUCCAAAAUCUAGAUAAUCUGAAAGCUUUGGAGCAGCUAUGGCUCGGCAAAAACAAAAUCACGGAGAUGAAGAAUCUCUCUUCUUUAUCAAACCUCAAAAUUCUUUCAAUUCAAUCGAAUCGCCUCACCAAUAUCACUGGACUCGCCGAGCUCCGCGACCUUGAGGAGCUUUACAUUUCACACAAUCUCCUUACUGAUUUAUCAGGUCUAGAAUCGAACACUGCCCUUCGUGUGCUAGACUUUUCGAAUAACCAGGUCUCAAAACUUGAAAACAUCGUCCAUCUCGAGCAGCUCGAGGAACUCUGGGCAUCCAAUAAUCAGCUCUCCAACUUCGAGGAAGUCGAGCGCGAACUCAAGAAUAAGGAGCAUCUCGAAACUGUUUAUUUCGAGGGUAAUCCUCUGCAAACCAAUAGUCCGGCAAUUUAUAGGAAUAAAGUGCGACUGGCUUUGCCGCAGGUCAAACAAAUAGAUGCUACUUAUGUACGCUUGGUUUGACGAAGACUCGAAAAACACGCAGGAUGUACUACGACGGCCAGACUUUUGACAAAUGUAUUUUAACACGGUUUGUUUUAGUUCAAUUUUGUACAGCUAGCAUGAAAUACAUGCUCAUGCAUUUUCUUAUAGUGGCCUUGACUGUAGUAUGCA